This is a messenger RNA of Leucoraja erinaceus (little skate), 1603 nucleotides long. RefSeq names its product DPY30 domain-containing protein 2-like. NCBI's taxonomy places the organism in Eukaryota, Metazoa, Chordata, Chondrichthyes, Rajiformes, Rajidae. Gene Ontology annotation, cellular component: Set1C/COMPASS complex. The record is from RefSeq and is a predicted model, not a curated record.
AUGGAGGCCGCCCCCGGUGUUUCCUGGUACAGCACAUACUCUUCCUGCAAUCCUCCGCUAGGUCGAGGAUUCCCCUGCGAUCGCGAAUUCCCUUACAGUCGGCAGCUGCGUUGCUACGGAUUCGAACCUCCACCUGCGACUCUGCGACUCCUGAAGGAGUUGUCUGCCAUGUGUGAGCGCUUCUGCAAACGACCUAGGGAACCGCGAGGACAGUGGUCGCUCUGGGAAUGGGAUAAGCGAUCCAAGGCAAUACUCCGCACCAACGACGAAAUACUGGGGCUCGGGGUUAACAAGAUCGAGCCAAUUUCUAAAGGGACCAGCAUGGACUCCAACUACCUGCGGGAUGUGCUGGGCUCGGGGCUGACGGAGGGGCUGGCGGAGGUGGCUGAGCGGCGGCCCCUGGACCCCAUCGACUACCUGGCCCACUGGCUGUACAAGUACAAUGACAACUUGGAGAUGCAGAGACAGGACAAAGCGGUGGAGGUUGAGCUGAGCAUAGAGAUGGAUACCUAUCUGAAGGAGCGGGCCAUCCAGGAGCAGGUCACGCAGGAGCUGGAGGAGAUCCAACGGAUGCACCGGGCCCAGCAGCUGAUGGAGGCCACCACCGUUCACGGUGCGCAGUCCAGCACUAUCCCAUCCUCUCCCAAAGAUGUUACGGCUGCCGAAUGGAUGUCACAGGCGUCAAUGCCGUUGGAGAGCACGUCGAGUCUGGUGCCGCCCGGCUGGGAGGCGGAGCCCGAGCUGCAGACCGUCAAGGAGGAGUAUAAGGAUGAGAUCGACAACAGAAAAAGACAAAUCUCGUGGAAGUCGCAAGGCAAAGGAGGGUGAAUAGAAGGAUCCGGAAGCAGGAGCCGAACUUUGCUGAGGCCAUGAGCCAAGCUCCACCCAUCAUUUUACCCCUCUCCCUCCCCACCCCUUACCUACCCACCCCCCCUUACCUACCCACCCCACUCCCUCCUUCACCACCUCCACCCCUCACUCUACCCCAGGACAUUAAAUAAAGUUCCCCCCCCCCCCCUCAUUCAUCUCCCCAGCCUUCUUGCGGCACUCGGUGAGGGUGGGGAGGGUACGAACAGCAUGGAAACAUGAUUCUUCAUGGAGCAUUGAUUAUCCAUUCGCACAAGCUUAAUUGGGAGAUACAGUGUGGAAACAGGCAUUUUCCCACCGAGCCCAAGCCGACCUUCGAUCACCUGUACACAGUAGUUUAGAUGAGAGAUACCUAGUGAAAACAGGCCCUUCGACCCACUGAGUGCCCGCUGACAAUUGAUCAUCUAUUCAAGUUCAAGUUCACAUUUAUUGUCACAUGCAGCAAUUGGUACAGUGAGAUCGAGUUACCAUAGAGCCACAUGAAUAAUAAAAACACAAUACACGAUAGAGUUUACAUACACAUCCACCACAGCAGAAUCAACAUUUCCCACUGUGAUGGAAGGCAAUAAAGUACGGUCAUCUUCCUCUUUCUUCACCCGUGGUCGGGGCCUUUGAACCCUCGCUGGGAUGAUCGGAACUCCGGCGUGGGAACAGAGACAGAGAGAGACAGGAUGCAACAGAGAGAAAGUACGCAUCUCCGUCCAGGUAAGUGACUGAAAAAGUUUUCCCCCUAUCU